Eufriesea mexicana is the source of this 504-nucleotide messenger RNA. Its product is annotated as mediator of RNA polymerase II transcription subunit 14. The transcript is spliced from 4 exons. Gene Ontology annotation, cellular component: core mediator complex; mediator complex. NCBI's taxonomy places the organism in Eukaryota, Metazoa, Arthropoda, Insecta, Hymenoptera, Apidae. Gene Ontology annotation, biological process: regulation of transcription by RNA polymerase II. Bases 88 to 504 code for a protein of 138 amino acids. The record is from RefSeq and is a predicted model, not a curated record. Gene Ontology annotation, molecular function: transcription coregulator activity.
AAUUAAUGUAAAUCAAUUGACAAAUAUUAAUACUGCAAUAAUAUAGUAUCAUAAUUUUUAGAUUUGUUAAUUAUAAUAUAGUAUAAAAUGGCUCCAGUGCCUUUAGAGGGACAUCAAACUCCUGUAACCAACAAUAUCCCACAGGAAGGAAAUCGUGGUGGUUCUAUUUCCCUUGGCAUGCUUAUUGACUUCAUUAUACAACGUACUUAUCAUGAACUCACAGUUUUAGCUGAAUUAUUACCUCGGAAAACUGAUAUGGAACGUAAAAUAGAAAUUUAUAACUUUUCAGCCAGAACUAGACAAUUAUACGUACGCUUAUUAGCAUUAGUUAAAUGGGCUAACAGUGCUUCCAAAGUUGAUAAAUCUGCGCACAUAAUGGCCUUUUUAGACAAGCAGUCACUGCUUUUUGUUGAUACAGCUGAUAUGCUUGUUGCUGCAGUAGAGGUUCUUACAACUGGAACAUAUAGUCGUCUACCAGCAUGCAUAAGAGUAAUUUUAAUAUAA